UAAAACAAAAGUUUUGCCGUUUGAUUCGAUAACGCUUUCGUAUAAAUUAACGUGAAUUGUAAUUGAUGAGCAUACUUUGUAUUUUGCAAGUAAACACAAAAAUGAAAUUCCUACUGUCUUUCGCUGCCGUCAUCGCCGUGGCCGUCGCCGUGCCUGCGCACCGCGGCCUAGUGCCCGUUGGACCCGCUGGCCCCGUGCCUGCCCCCGAGCUUGUCCCCGUCGGACCCGCCGGCCCAGUCCCUGCUCCCGAGGCCCCUGAAGUCUUCGAGCCCAUUGCUAUCGGACCCGCUAUCAUUGACUCCUUCCAGCCCAUCGCCAUCGGACCUGCCGUGAUCGACUCUUUCGAGCCCAUCGCCAUUGGACCCGCCAUCAUCGACGCUGACUCCCACCCCAUCUCUGUUGGACCUGCCAUCAUCGACUUCCCCCUCCCCGACGCUGGUGUUGUCGCUGAAGAGCCCGUUGUCCCCGGCCCCGCUAUUGUUGCUCCCGCUCCCGUUGCUGAGGUCGCCAGCGGUACUCCUCUGGUCCAGAUCAUCCUGAACAUCAACCAGGCCUCCGCUGAGGCUAGCCCCAUCGCCGUUGGCCCCGCUGUCGCCCCCGAAGCUAUCGUGCCUGAGCCCGUCCACGUUGUGGAUGUCGCCCCUGAACCCGUCCACGUUGUGGAGGUCGCCCCUGAGCCCGUCCAGGUCGUUGAAGCCGCCCCUGUACCCGUUGAGCCCGUCGUCAUCGGAGUCCCCAUCCUCCCCGAAGCCGUCGUCGCCCUCCCCGAAGCUCUCAACUAAAUUAUAAUGCCUACUAAAUAAUAUUAAGAUAUCCAAGACAUCUACCAAAGAAACAUUAGUUUCUACUGCAAAAUGAAGAAAAUUUGUAAAUACUGACUAAGAUAAAUAAAACUGAACAUCAUUUUUACCACCA
This is a messenger RNA of Spodoptera litura, 915 nucleotides long. RefSeq lists its product as uncharacterized. Lineage: Eukaryota; Metazoa; Arthropoda; Insecta; Lepidoptera; Noctuidae. The record is from RefSeq and is a predicted model, not a curated record.